Molecule: messenger RNA, 846 nt
Organism: Thlaspi arvense
Lineage: Eukaryota; Viridiplantae; Streptophyta; Magnoliopsida; Brassicales; Brassicaceae
Source: the annotation of a GenBank genome assembly
GUGACUCUCAAAGAACUAACAGAAUUUUCCAGAAGAAGUUAGAGAAAGAAACAGUUACAGAUUCUCCGCGAAAUCGAUAACUCGAGCAGCCAUGGCGAGCCAAGACUCCACAAACUCUCCAGGCUUGAUCGUCGGAUCUCAUGUGAGCUUCACGUCGAGGACGGCCGGAGAGUUCUACGUGGGAACCGUCUACUUUUACGACCCAGAGAACGCUAGCUUCGGGGUCGACAAUGUAUCUCGUGCGAAGAAUGUUGCGGGUUAUAAUAAAGUCGAAGGGCAUUACCAGUUUUUCCUAAAAGACAUCAAGGACUUGACGGUGAUUCGUGUGCCACCGCCAAAACCUACCACCAACACUACUAAGGAUGAUGACAACAAGACUACUCCCGGUGAAGAAUCUUUUUCCAAGUGACUCUGUUUCGUUGCAAAUACAUCGACUCAUAGUACUUCCCUAAUACAUAUAUGAUCCAUAAGACCAUAACACUCACCAAAAUAGUCUAAUGCUCUUUAUCAUCUUCCGCUUUUCCUUCACUUCUCUGUCAGAUAUUACUUUUUCCCUAUACAUAUAUGGUCCAUAACACUCACCAAAAUCUACACUACUUUUGUUAUGUCCAUAACUAGACUCUUGGUAUAUCGGAUGUUUUUGUUUCCAUUGGUUGAAUUUCUUUUGAUAUCCAUGGAGGAAGUUCGCUGAGUUGCAAUGUCUUCACAUUUUCUUAAUCGAGACCUGUUUUUUUUUUUUUUAAUCAGGGCAAUUAUCAAUUUCUCUUUCUUUCUUUUUUCAAACAUUAUUUUGUGUAUGUGUUUCAUUAAAGAUUCUUUCAUAAAGAUAUGAUUUUCCGUUUUUCA